This is a messenger RNA of Mobula hypostoma (lesser devil ray), 6658 nucleotides long. Its product is annotated as BTB/POZ domain-containing protein 2-like. The record is from RefSeq and is a predicted model, not a curated record. The transcript has 9 exons. Bases 599 to 1840 code for a protein of 413 amino acids. Gene Ontology annotation, molecular function: protein binding. Gene Ontology annotation, cellular component: cytosol; P-body. NCBI's taxonomy places the organism in Eukaryota, Metazoa, Chordata, Chondrichthyes, Myliobatiformes, Myliobatidae. Gene Ontology annotation, biological process: neurogenesis.
UUGCGCGGCCGGUAACCGGCGGCUCCGAGCCCCUCCGGGAACAACGAAAAGCUAACCACCCUCGGCCGCCUUCCCCGUUGCAUUUCAGUUUUCCAUCACCCUACUUAGUUUUAACGGGGAAUUUUAUUGUUUUUUUUAACAGUCAUACUACUUGGGGUAGGGUUUUUUCCAGUUUGCUUUUGACGGCUUCUUCUCCCCUCAGCAGAGAUAUAAUUGCGUGAGUUUUUGGUGGUGUGAGGUUUCGGCCCGCUGUUAUUUUGUCUGCCUUUCAGCAGCGAGAGAGCCGCAGGGCACGGAGGUGGUUUCCUUUCUGGAUCACGCCCUGUGUGUGGCUGGAAGGGAAGGCGGGCGGGUUUCUGCCUCUCCGCCGAUUCAUUCAUGCGCUCCGCUCCGCCUGCGGCUGCAGAACCGGGGACGGCGCCGGCGGCGAUGCUCUCUUCGAGCAGAGCUUGGUGACAGAUGUCCCUUCCGCCCCCUCCCCUCCCCUCUCCUCUCAAUAUUUAUUAAGUUACUUCCACUGGAUUGACCAAACCCACGUUUUUGUGCCUUGAAGAGAUUCCUGUAUUCUGACGAAGUCCAGAUCGGGCCAGAGACUGUUAUGACUACAUUGUACACUGCUAAAAAGUAUGCAGUACCUGCCCUUGAAGCACACUGUGUGGAGUUCUUGAAGAAGAAUCUCCGAGCAGACAAUGCAUUUAUGCUUCUUACACAGGUACGUUGGAACAUUCAUGUGAUGCAUGAUAUCUGUCUGCAGAAGAAACUCAGAAAAAUGAGGCACAGAGCUAUAUGUGGUAAUACCUGCAUAAGGCCAUGCGAAGCAGUCGUGGGACAGCCAUCUGGAUCCCAGGGUUCUGUUUCUGUAUGGCCACGGAACAGGGAGGAUCGAGAGAGAGAACUAAACGGGGACGAGGAAAUUAAGGAAGGAGUCCAAGUUGGAGAGGGAGAGGCAAGGCUCUUUGAUGAACCACAGCUUGCCAGCUUAUGCUUGGAAAAUAUUGACAAAAAUACUUCGGAUGCCAUCAAUGCAGAAGGUUUUACAGAUAUAGAUUUAGAUACACUAAUGGCGGUGCUAGAACGUGACACUCUAGGAAUCCGAGAAAUUCGGUUAUUUAAUGCUGUGGUUCGUUGGGCAGAAGCAGAGUGCCAGCGACAGCAGCUUCAACUCACACCUGAAAAUAAACGUAAGGUGUUAGGAAAAGCCUUGUCGCUCAUCCGUUUUCCACUAAUGACUAUUGAGGAGUUUGCAGCAGGACCUGCACAGUCAGGAAUUCUAACAGACCGAGAAGUUGUUAGUCUUUUCCUACAUUUCACAGUCAAUCCAAAGCCUCGGGUAGAGUUUAUUGACAGACCUCGUUGUUGUCUAAGAGGCAAAGAGUGCAGCAUCAAUCGUUUCCAACAGGUGGAAAGCCGUUGGGGCUACAGUGGUACAAGUGACCGGAUAAGGUUUACAGUGAAUAGGAGGAUAUUUGUAGUUGGGUUUGGCUUGUAUGGAUCAAUACAUGGGCCCACAGACUACCAAGUAAAUAUACAGAUUAUCCACACUGACAGCAACACAAUUUUGGGACAAAAUGACACUGGCUUUAGCUGUGAUGGAUCAUCUAAUACUUUCAGGGUUAUGUUCAAGGAACCAGUGGAGAUUUUGCCCAAUGUUAAUUAUACUGCAAGUGCAACAUUGAAGGGGCCAGAUUCUCAUUAUGGAACAAAAGGACUUCGUAAGGUCAUCCAUGAAUCUCCAACAACAGGCACAAAAACAGUCUUCACAUUCUGUUACGCUGCUGGGAAUAACAAUGGAACAUCAGUAGAGGAUGGGCAAGUCCCAGAAAUUAUCUUCUAUACGUAGUCAAGUUCAAUGGGACCUUGAGAUCUUCAUUGGUCUCUCAGAUACAAACUGAUUGUAUGCUAUUGUAUAUUUGAAAUGAAGAGUAAUGUGCCUACUACUAGGCACAAGUUUUGAAUAUUGUGCUUUAUUGGCUGACAGUGUAAAAAAAAAGCUUAUUUUCCCUUUUUCCUCCUCCUUGGCUCUGUAUUGUCACAGAAUGUAGGAGUAUUGUUAUUGUGGUGCCAAUUUUAAGCAGUUGUUUUGCUUAAUGAUGUGAGAAAUGCACUUAUGUAAUGAGGGCUAUCGCAAAGCUGAGUGUCUAAGCCUUGAAGUUUCAGAUUAAAAGACCCACAGCACUAUUAUAAUGAAAGCCAAAGACAUUACACUGCAUAUAAGGAGAGCUUCAAAUUACUGUAUAAACAUAUUACUAUGUAGAAACUAGAUUAUACCAGCAGUUUAUAACAUAAAUGACAAAAUCCAGAUCUUUAAGUGGGGAGUAUGUUAACUCGUAAUGUUUAACAACGUGUAUUAGUAAAUGUUUAUUAGUACCAAAAGGCAACUAGAAAACUAAAAUACGUCAAAUCUAAUUUCAGCUUUUGCUCUCCAAUUAACAUUUUGUGAAGGGUGUAUUCCUUACAGUUCAGUGGAAAAUCUCUCAUUCUAUUACCGUGAUAACAUAUUUAGCCAGUUAAGUAUGGGUCCAAUUUCUAGGGAGGUUUCAAGGUAGUAUGUUUCAACAUACUGAAGACUAAUGCUUUCUGUUACUGGUGUAAAAUACAAUUAAAGCAAGUAUACACAGCAUGGCUUUUACGUGGUUUCAAGAACUGUUAUUCCAUAACUAGUAAAUGUAGGGGAGCAUCAAAUUUGAUAUCUACUGGGUAGUUUGAUAUGUUUUUCAAAUGUAGAGAAUUCCACUCUGAAUUUUGUGAAAAGACUGAGUUGCUGAGAUCUAUAAUUGUUUUGUAGUGGGUGAUGCACUCUAGGUGGAACAAAAACAGAACAAGAACAGUGAUUUGUCAAUGGCGACUGUAUGAUGCAGGUCAGUUUUAAAGAAAAGAUCUCCAAUCAGGAAAAAAAUGACAACAUUAAAGCUGCAGAGAUUUGGGAAAAUUCCAAGGAUCUUUCCAAGAGUUACGUUGCAUUCUCUCCACGUUAUAUUUGUAAAAGAAUUAGGUCAAGCAGUUUGGAGGAAAGAAUGAUCCUAUUCCUCCAAUGAUUUUCAGGCUACACCUUAACAGCAUUUCCCUCCCUCCUCUCCCCCCCUCCCCCCACCAAAAGCACUACUUCUGCCUCCACUUUGAUAUCACGCACAUUAUAUUUAGUUAUGAUUUAUUUACUUGCCCCAGACACUAGAAAACAUCAGACCUUUGAGGUUCUCUUUAAAAACUGGUUUAAUAGAAAAACAUUUAUUCUACAAAUGAAGAAAGGUUUGACUUGGAUGCUGAAUUGGUUUCACCUUGGCAUAAGAUAGUAUUUAUUUUGAAAAUACAGGGAUAUUCACACAAAGAAUGAUAUAUAUUUCAACACUGAAAGAACUAGUUGUAGAUGCACACUGAACACAGUUACUCCAGUCCCAUUUCACCUGUGUUCUGCUGUACAUUUUUAAAUGUAAAAUCAUACUUAUCUAUAUAUAGCUGUAGCAAACACAUUUGUAAUUUAAAAACAAAAAGCUGGAAAUACUCAGGCCAGAUGGCAGUGUUAAUAUUUCAGAUUAUUGACCUUUCAUCAGAACCCAGGAAAAAAAUUAGAAAUCAAAUGUAGUUUAUGCUGCAGGAGAAGGAGAAGGGUAGAGAGAACCGAUGGAUUGUCUCGAUAAAGGUGGAGACUAAGAGAGACUGGAAUGAUGCACUUGGUAGUAGUGCUGGUUGAGCAGGCUUUUUUUUUAAACAUUCAUAUCCAGUGAACCACUUAAGAAAAAAUUCUUUGUGUUUCCCUGUGAUUAAAACUGUGAACAGUAAUGCAUUAAAUUGUUUUUAAAAUAUGCUUAAACUUUAGCCUCCCUAUUGUAACAUAUUUUGGAAAGAUGUAAUACUUUCCGUGUUGAUUUUGUUCCCAUUUUACUUGUGUGUGUCCUCUCAUGGACUCAGCUUUUGUGUAACAUGAUUUUACUGAAACUUAAAUAUUUUUACCAACAGCAUUGUAAUGAAUUACUCACAAAGCUGGAAACACAAAGGUGCUAAUUGGCCAACCAUCUCUAGAUGAGACAGGUGUUUGUGCCAUUUUGAAAUUCAAAUCCUGCCUUGUGAGCAAUACUUGACAGUAUUUUCUCUAUCUUGCAUACUGUCUUUGAGAUUAGAAACACAAGAGAUUCUGCAGAUUCUGGAAAUCCAGAGUAACACACACAAAAUGCUGGAGAAACUCAGCAGGCCAGGCAGCAUCUAUAAUGAGGAAUAAACAAUUGACGUUUUGGGCCAAGACCUGUGAGUGUGUUGCUGCAGUCUUUGACUACAUAUGAACCAUUCCAUCAGCACAGAAUGGCCACAUUUAAUCACAAUGAAGAGAUCAGAAAGGAGAGAAUGGCAGUUUUCCUUGCCUAUUGCCCAGCUUGUACUUAUACAUAUUAGGAUUAUUAUUAUUAUUAUUAUUUGAUUUCAGUUAAAGUAUUGAACUGCAGAGUUUCAUGAACAUUUAAAAAUGUAUUUUAAAUGUCACUGUUUCCUUUUGUGUUAUAGUUUAUUUAACAAUCUCUCAGGUUCGGACAGUUUUAAUGUUUUUGAAGCAGCUUAAAUCACAGCACCAGAUUUCCCUUAGAAGAUAAUAAAAUCCUCAACAGAAAUGAAUAAUGGGUAAGAUAAAGAAGGUAGUGAUAAUAAAUUAGUAAGACAUGGCAAAUGCCUUUUUCUGCCAAUAGCUUAAUAGUCUUUUAAUUACGAGCCAACCUCUUUUUAUAGCUGGGGCCCACUUAAAGCAGCCAUGAGAGAAAAUUCAGAAUUGUGAAAUCAAAUGAAGACACCCUGUAUGGAGCUCAAUGAUAUCUUGAGAAUUUCAAAUAAGUUUACAAUGAUUCAUAGUAAUCUAUUACUUAAAUCUUCAGCUUCAACUAGAUCCUCAGCUAUAUGCCAGUUCACACACUUAUAAGGAAAUGCACAUCUAAAAUGUUUGGUUAUUCCAGGACUUCACCAAUGUAUUACAACUCAAACAAGAAGACAAGUUAGCAGACUGCUAUUGGAUAUUGCAGGAUUCUGCCCAACUCAGCCAGGAGGUACCUUAGUUCUGAUGUCUAAUGAGCCAUUUAUCUGAGAAUUUUAGAAAUAGUGCAUGCACUUUACACUAUUGGAAUUGGCUAUUGUGUGCAGUUGAACUUUGCAUUUGGGAAACUGGAAUAAGAACAUUGUUAUCUUCCCCUGGUGAUGCACUGAAACUUGAAGGCUUACUAAAUGGCAACAUUGCUAUGGCCCUUUCACCAAUCAGUACACGAGUUGUGGCAUUAUUUAGAGAACUCUCUGCUUAUUUAGACUUUGAAUGUAUUGCUAAUUUUAUUGUAGAAACUGCCUGUCAGAAUUUGCAAGCAAAUAACGUCAUUUUUUUAAAGAAGUACUUAGAAUCUUAGAUACUGUAGAAUGAAUGUAUAAAAUGAUAAGUAAACCUUUAUGUAUUCUAACUACUUAAGCCGUGAAAGCCUAUUUUGUCAAGAUGUCUACAGUAAUUCAGUAAGUGGAUGUGUGGAAUGGCACUUGCGUAUGUGUCAGAGAAGGUUCUUUAAAGUAGAGGAUUUGAGGGAGCUUAAAAUCACAGAAGCAAGAUAUUGUUGCAAACUGAAAUAGUAUUGAAACAUUCCCAGAAGGGGAUAAAGAGGCAAUGUGGUUCAGGCAAAGCACCAGUUGUGUUGCCUUUAAAUUUAAACGAACCUAAUUUAUCCUUGUUAAAAUCAAACUGCCAGUGCAAUUAUAAUAACCUUUACCUCUUGUCACAAAAGUCCAGGAAAGAUGCUAUAUGGUAGUAUGAUUCAAUUUGCUCAAACACUUGAAUAGGUUGCAAGGUCUGACUCAGUCUAGAGAUGCUAUAGGUUCUGUUUUUAUUGGAGUAGUUUAGAAAAUAACAAACCAGUACAUGCAGAAACCCCAUUAGUUUCCAUGACCAUUUGAGCUGUAGUAUUACAGUAAAAUGCACUUUACAAAUUUGCAGAGCUAUGAUUUUAAUGAGAUUGUCAUUUCCUUUAGUGCCACUGGUUGGCCAUUAGUGGUGCUGCAGUGCUGUUACUUAGAACCACAGUGUAUUUUUUUAUAUUCUCAUUUGUGUGUGUAACAUCAUUCAGAAGUACAGUUGUGGGAGGUAUGGUAAUCUGAUAGCCCUUUAGUGGAAGCAGUGGGGAAACAGGUUGGUCAGUGAAUGUUGGAUUGCGAAGUAAAACAAAUGCAAGAAAUAGAGAUUUUAGGGUAAGUUAUUGGAUCAUUUUUCUCGGUACUGGAAAUUCAACACAGAAUGUAACUGAGCAUUCAGCCAUUUUGAACACGUAAUGACAUUUUAAGUGCAUUAGAAUGGCUUCUGUUGGAGACCAUUUUAGAUUGGUGGUGGCUGGUUGGAGGUAAUAUGCAGACUAAUCGGUUGCAAGCCAUUAAAGGGUUCUGAUUGAAGCUUGUCAGAUCAGAACAAUAGACUUUUUACUCAACACCAAUUUCUUAUUUAUGUGAUUUAAUAAAAAAAAACACUAUUCCUGAAUGUGUAUAAAUCCCUGAAUUCAAAGUUUCUUCAAAUCGUUAAAUGAUUAUCAGUAUGUGCAUGUUACAAUUAAGGAAUACACAAUAAAAAAUCAUUGGCAAAAACAUCUAAUAUUGAUAUGAUAGAUGGAGUCCAAAAAUGUUUCACAAAUAUUUGUAAAAAUAAAAUGUUUAAAAAAUG